UAUGGCGGAGAUGGAUGACGGCGAUGAUACAGGUUUGGUUCACACACAUAGUGGCUCAUCUGGAUCAAAAUCUGGAGGAGACAAGAUGUUCUCUCUAAAGAAAUGGAAUGCUGUAGCCAUGUGGAGUUGGGAUGUCGAAUGUGAUACAUGCGCCAUUUGUAGAGUACAAGUAAUGGAUGCCUGUUUGAGAUGCCAGGCAGAAAAUAAACAAGAAGACUGUGUUGUGGUAUGGGGAGAGUGCAACCACUCCUUUCAUAACUGCUGCAUGUCACUGUGGGUGAAGCAGAACAACCGAUGCCCCUUGUGCCAGCAGGACUGGGUAGUACAGAGGAUUGGCAAAUGAGGAUAUCAUCCUCCCACACCCCACUCCCCACUCCACACUCUCCGUUUGCCAUGGCACAGUUUGAGUCUGGGAGAUGGGACUCAGUUUCACAGUACUUUUCUAGUCACUCAAUGUAAAACCAGUGUGCAUGACUAUGACCUGCAGAAUAAAUCCAUGGCUUCUAAAGUUCACGGACUUUAAUGGGCCUUCUUUGGUGAGACCAGCUAUGAAACCAUGUCUGUCAACCAUACAGCACUGACGGAAGCUGGACUAAAGAACUCAGAAGAAACAGCAAUUCUCACUGGACUUAUUUAGCAUAAUGUGGUGUUCUUACUCUCUUUGGGCUGUGAAUGUGUGUUGACACACGAUAGAAUUAAAAGGUGGUUUUGACCAAGUAA
Messenger RNA from Chanos chanos (milkfish), 720 nucleotides. It is a transcript of the gene rnf7, whose product is annotated as ring finger protein 7. NCBI's taxonomy places the organism in Eukaryota, Metazoa, Chordata, Actinopteri, Gonorynchiformes, Chanidae. The record is from RefSeq and is a predicted model, not a curated record. The transcript is spliced from 3 exons. Gene Ontology annotation, molecular function: zinc ion binding. The coding region runs from base 2 to 343 and encodes 113 amino acids.